This is a messenger RNA of Cyclopterus lumpus (lumpfish), 2454 nucleotides long. RefSeq names its product CUGBP, Elav-like family member 4 (gene celf4). The transcript is spliced from 14 exons. The record is from RefSeq and is a predicted model, not a curated record. NCBI's taxonomy places the organism in Eukaryota, Metazoa, Chordata, Actinopteri, Perciformes, Cyclopteridae. Gene Ontology annotation, cellular component: nucleus; ribonucleoprotein complex; cytoplasm. Bases 1 to 1575 code for a protein of 524 amino acids. Gene Ontology annotation, molecular function: mRNA binding. Gene Ontology annotation, biological process: mRNA splice site recognition; regulation of alternative mRNA splicing, via spliceosome.
AUGGCAACUUUAACCAACGGGCAGGUGGACUGCACGGUGCACGGCGUCGGUGUGGUCUCCGCCAGCACGAACGGGCUCGUGAACGGAUUAAGCCACAGCCACAGCCCGGUGGGCUGCCCGGCCACCAUCCCCAUGAAAGACCACGAUGCCAUCAAACUCUUCAUCGGUCAGAUCCCCCGCAACCUGGACGAGAAGGACCUCCGGCCCCUCUUCGAGGAGUUCGGCAAGAUCUACGAGCUCACUGUGCUGAAGGACCGCUUCACGGGCAUGCACAAAGGCUGUGCCUUCCUCACCUACUGUGCCAGAGAGUCGGCCCUGAAAGCCCAGAAUGCAUUGCACGAGCAGAAGACCCUGCCAGGGAUGAACAGACCGAUCCAGGUGAAGCCGGCAGACAGCGAGAGUCGAGGAGAAGACAGAAAGCUCUUUGUGGGCAUGCUCAACAAGCAGCAGUCAGAAGAUGACGUGCGGCGCCUUUUUGAGUCCUUCGGCAGCAUCGAGGAAUGCACCAUCCUCCGAGGCCCCGACGGAAACAGCAAAGGCUGUGCAUUUGUGAAAUACUCCUCUCAUGCUGAAGCUCAGGCCGCCAUCAGUGCGCUGCACGGCAGCCAGACGAUGCCUGGGGCCUCAUCCAGUCUGGUGGUGAAGUUCGCCGACACGGAUAAGGAGCGCACCAUCCGCCGCAUGCAGCAGAUGGCCGGUCAGAUGGGCAUCUUCAACCCCAUGGCCCUGCAGUUUGGAGCCUACGGCGCCUACGCUCAGGUGCAGCAGCAGGCAGCAUUGAUGGCGUCCGUGGGCCAGGGUGGCUACCUCAGUCCCAUGGCGGCCUUUGCUGCUGCCCAGAUGCAGCACAUGGCCACCAUCAACGGCAUCCCGGGAGCGCCGCUGACCCCGACGUCAGGUGGCAGUACUCCUCCAGGCAUCGGCGCCCCCACAGUGACCAGCAUCCCCUCCCCCAUUAGUGUGAAUGGUUUCACUGGCAUGCCGCCCCCCCAGGCCAACGGGCAGCCUCCUGCAGAGGCGGUCUUCACCAACGGAAUCCACCAUUACCCCGUGUUGCAGGAGGUGCUUUUUAGGGAGGACUCGGAGAAAAACGGCUUGGGCGUGGCUCCGCGGAGUUGUUUUGGGGUUCAGGGUGGCUGCUUCCUGUCCUCUCUCUCUGAAGCUCAAAGUCCCACCGCAGCUGAUCCUCUCCAGCAGGCUUACACCGGAGUCCAGCAGUAUGCAGCCUACCCUGCUGCAUACGGCCAGAUCAGCCAAGCCUUCCCCCACCCUCCACCCAUCAUUCCCCAGCAGCAACGAGAAGGACCAGAAGGUUGCAACCUGUUCAUCUACCACCUCCCUCAGGAGUUUGGGGAUGGAGAGCUGAUGCAGAUGUUCCUUCCUUUCGGUAAUGUCAUCUCCUCCAAAGUGUUUGUGGAUCGGGCGACAAACCAAAGUAAAUGCUUUGGGUUCGUGAGCUUCGACAACCCAGGAAGUGCCCAAGCUGCCAUCCAAUCAAUGAACGGCUUCCAGAUCGGCAUGAAGAGACUCAAAGUGCAGCUGAAGAGGCCAAAGGACGCCAACCGCCCCUACUAGCCCCGCCCCCGCCAGCCAGGCGGCCGGGCAGCACACAGGAAGACAGGUUUUGCUGAAUCAAAUGUUGACUUCUUGCCACUGAGUGCCAAUCAACAUCUGGACCACUGAGGCUGCUUCAGAAACAGAGGAGAGAGAGAGCGACGACCGAGUCAAGGACACCUCCUUUUUGGAUGUACUAGAACUUUGGACCUCAGAGAGCAUUUGUACCGCCCGGUUCUCCCCGGGACCUUUUCUUCUUCUGCACACAUAUACACACUUCUUCCCCACUAAACCCGCUUGAUUGACAGCGACCUUUUCUGGACCACAAACGCUUCUACUUGAACAAUGAGGGAAACGAAGAGUAAAACUCUACCAACCCACUUACAAUGACCAAGCCCACCGAACUCUUACAGGAACGACGGAAGUCCGACCAGAACAAGACUUUUUAAAGACCGACUAGAAGAUCUUUCUUAAAGAUGGUUUGAGUUUGGGCCGAUUGACUUUUGAAGACCAAUUUAUAAGACGUGAAACGAGGAGGGACGAGGAAACCUCGGUGAAGGAACAAAAGUAGGGAGUGUGAUAUUUUCAGGACGCAAAUUGGCUUCGAUUUUGGGACCGCCGUCUUUAGCUCGGAGUGCCUGUCCGUUUCCAGGGGAUACCGUUGCCAUAGCAACGGUCUCCGGGGAGUCUCACCUGUCAUUCCUUAGUUGUUUUAGGGACCAAAAGACCAAACAUUUUUAUUGCUGAGGACUUGUAGCUCUAAUAUACUCGGACCACUGCAUCUCUUUCAGUCAGCAUCAACUGGUUGAAGGGUUGCACUUAAAAAAAAGUGUACAUUUAAAAUAUAUACAACACUUGUAUAUAUAUACAUAUAUAUUGCUGAUAUGCUUUUUGAAUACA